This is a messenger RNA of Rhincodon typus (whale shark), 414 nucleotides long. RefSeq names its product tubulin--tyrosine ligase-like protein 12. NCBI's taxonomy places the organism in Eukaryota, Metazoa, Chordata, Chondrichthyes, Orectolobiformes, Rhincodontidae. The record is from RefSeq and is a predicted model, not a curated record. The transcript is spliced from 2 exons. Bases 130 to 414 code for a protein of 94 amino acids.
AGGAGCCGAAGUGUAUGAGGUUACGAUGACAGUGGAAGUAUUUGUUGGCGUGCAGGGAGCCUGCAGGCGGCGCCUGGGACACUUGGCUUCACGCCGGAGUGUGGUGUAUGUAGCCGCUGGACUGUGAGGAUGGCAGGGGAGACAGCAGCGGAUUUCCAGCUUUUCACAGAGACUCACCGAGCGGCCCUGGAAACGUCGGGGGUGCCACCACUUUAUUGGGAGAGUUUGCACCACAAACUCGCACAUGAGAUAUUUGAUGCGGGUGAAGUGUUUGGGAUUAUGCAGUUUGAAAAUGAGGAGGGUGAUGAAGAUGCUGAAGAGGAAGAGAUAACACACAACCCUGGCACACCACCUGUUUACAAAGUCAUUAUCACCAAAGAAGAUGGCCUGCAGGCUGCAGAUGCUAAUAGGUAA